AUUUGUAAUUCAUUCUCAAUAUAUGAGGCAAUAGGUUAAACUAUUUACCCGAGCGGUUAAACUACAAUCUGCCUCCGAUACAACAUGCUUACGUUACAUUUCACAUCAGAAACAAUGAUCCAACAAUACGUAUAUCACUCCAUCAGUGACAGUGUAAGUAAAAGUAUUUAGGCAUUACUAGCUAACCUCUCCGAAAGUAUUCAAAAAAUGUUGAGGCGGAGGCAUCACAUUUCAUGAGUACAUCACAUGUUUGCUCUGUGAAUGUUUAUCUGUAAAUCCACAGAUUUUGCAUGGUGAGCACUUUUUGGUGUAAUAAUGUUUUUAAUACUAAAAUUUUAACUCCAGGACUUUAAAUGCAUUGUAAAUAUGGCAAAUUCUAUUCAAAUUUCUGAAUGUUUCUUCCUCUGUGAAUAAAAUAUAUUACUUUUAAUGUGCUAUUUGGGAUGUAGGGCUACUUCCUGACCACUAUGAUGGUACAGUUUACCAUCAUACAUCGUGUAUUUAGUAUAUAAUUAACCUUCUUCAAUGAAACUUUUAGUUCUUCUCCCUUACUGUGUGUUACACACAUUAUUAUGGAUGGAUUGUGUAUCCUUGUAACUACUUGCACAGUACGUCAUGUUUCUGUUCAAACACAAUGACAUGCGUAACAUUUCACACUGUAAAUAUGAAACUUUUACCAAAAUAGAAUAAACACAUUGCUUAUAAGGCGAGUCCUUCCUCCAGCAGCAGCCCACAGGAGGAAAGGGCCGCUAAAAGUCGCGCAGACUGCUGCGUGUUACAUAACGAGAGCCCGCUGCGUGUUCCACACCAGCGCGCAAACACACGUCUCCACCCGGAAAGGACCGGUCAGGUGGAGCCUCGGUACAUCCUGGUGCUCAAACGAUGCUCCCGUAGACGGACCCCCCCCCUCCGCUCCGUGUAUUUGCACCGUCACGAUUGGAGACGCGCGCAAGAGGACCGGAGCCGUGCGUCAUCGAGGAUGACACCGGGCCGCGGUGUGUGUGAGGACCCUCCGGUAAGGAGCUCGUUUAACCCUACCGAUCACCAGAAGAACUGCGUGGCGGGCAGGAGAGAAAAAAACUGACACGUGGAUUACUCCUCCUCGGUCAUUAGGGGGGGGGGGAAACACAAACGCACACACAGGGACACACACACGCAAGCUCAGUUCUGCGGUCAUCGCCCGGCUGGUUAUGGAUCAGACCUUCGCGUUCAGAUAUGGUUUGUAACUUUGUCACAAAAUUGACUUUUGACGACUCCGUCGACCGGAAACAAAGUGACGAAGAAGCAACCCGACGGAUGAGAGGAAGGAGCCGCCGAUAACUCGCGUGUUGAAUGGCAGUUAUUCAAAAACAUGGCAAGAAACACAGUCCCGACCUGGUGUGUCAGAAGGAGAGCGCCCCGCCCGACAGGACCGGACCCCCCGGGGGCCACAAGAAGUGGUCCGAGCACAACAACACCACCUGGUCCAGACCAGUGGCGAGGGUAUGGACCGGGGUGCUGCUGCUCGGGACGUGCCUCCUGUACUGCGCCCGCGUGGCGAUGCCCAUCUGCGCCGUCAGCAUGGCGGAGCAGUUCCAGUGGAGCAAGAGGGAGUCGGGCAUGGUGCUGGGCAGCUUCUUCUGGGGCUACUGCUUCACCCAGGUCUUCGGAGGCUACGUCAGCGACCGCGUUGGAGGGGAGAAGGUCCUGGUGCUGUCGGCGGCGGCCUGGGGCUCGAUGACCGCCUUCACCCCGAUCCUGGCCUACUUCUGCUCCCAGCCGAUCUUCUCCAUGACGCUGGCCCGGUUCCUCAUGGGUUUGUUGCAAGGGGUGCAUUACCCGUCCCUGGCGAGCCUGUGCUCCCAAAAGGUGGUGGAGAGUGACCGAGGCUUCCUCAUGAGCACCGUGGCCAGCGGCUCCUACCUGGGCACUCUGGUGAUCGGCGGGGCCGGCUCGCUCAUGCUGGACCUGUACGGCUGGCAGAGUGUCUUCUACGUGUCCGGCCUGCUCUCGGUCCUGUGGGCCUACUGCAUAUGGAAGUACCUGCUCAGAGGAGAAGGACCGAUCAUCACCCUGGAGUCCCUGGGGGGUGGAGGGUCCCAACCCAAACUGUCCAAAAGACACUGGCUGAGGCUCCUCAGACAACCUGCAGUCUGCGCUGUGAUCGUCACCCACCUGUGCACAGCCAGCACCUUCUUCACGCUUCUGUCGUGGCUGCCCACCUUCUUUAAGGACACUUUCCCCGACGCAAAGGGCUGGGUGUUCAACGUGGUCCCCUGGCUGGUGGCCAUCCCCUCGUCCCUGUUCAGUGGCUUCCUGUCGGACCACCUCAUCGGUCAAGGCUACGACACCGCCUCCGUGAGGAAGAUGAUGCAGUUUUUCUCCAUGGGCGUGUCCAGUGUGUUUACCCUCCUUCUGUGUGGCAACACCACCUUCACCUGGGCUGUAGCCUUCGUGUCUGCCACCAUGGGCUUCACCACCUUCAGCCACAGCGGCGUAUCUGUAAAUGUUCAGGACCUCGCUCCCUCCUGUGCUGGAGCGUUAUUCGGGGUCAUGAAUACGUGCGGGGCGUUCUCAGGGGUCCUCAUGGUGUAUUUCUCGGGGUACCUCAUCGAGACCACGGGCUCCUGGACCUCUGUGUUCGGCCUCAUCACCGCGGUCAACCUGCUGGGCCUCUGCACCUUCCUGGCCUUCGCCGAGGCCCGCCGGGUCGACAUCGACCCGAGCAAGGCCCGCCACGCCAACAUCCACAUCUGAACUAGGGGCCAUCGGACGGAGCCCACCCCCCCCACCCCCUCGGGGCAUUGGCAGAAAGCCCUUUUUGAUCGGUGUCUGGCUGAGAAGGAACGGCGAGAGUUUACUGAAAAGCACACUGUGGGAUCUGUUCACUCAGUGAGGAGCCCCCCAUACGUGAGAGGGACGGAUGCUGUGGGGGGGGGGGCACCUGAAGUCUUUUAUUAGCUGGCUGAGUGAUACCUCAUUACCAAGCCCCUAAUUACCUGGCGCUCUAAUGUCCUCUUCCAUUUACCUGCUACUGUCCUCGUCUCCAUGGUUACAAGCUCAUCUCAUCGCUGCAGUCGGGGGGGGGGGGGCGGUACAAGGCUUUGAUGGGGCGCAUUCUCCCUGUUUGUUGCUUUUAAAGAACAUGUUUGGGGUUGAGAGACCGCGGUUGUAUGUAAUAGAAAUACCUCACUUGAUUUAUUUCGGGAUUACUUUGGAGUAUAUUUAUAUUUCUUGAUUUCGUUUUUUUUUUUUUUUAAAUGAAUAUUUUAAGAUGGAAAAACACAUCGGGUUAAAUGAAGUAUGAACAGUACGACGAGCCGCGUUAGUUUUCCUAACUUCCUUUCUGACCUCCACCUCGUAGGAAAGAAACGUCUUCUCAUAAUAUCUUCUCAGUGAAAGCGGACAAAAUGAACCGUGAUGAUUCUAAUUCUGAGGCUCAGUGGAGGAACUGAAGAACAUUAACCUCCGGCUGAAUGUAGUUUGUAGCGUUUAGCGCUUCAUCAUCAGUGCAGAUGUUCUUUCAUUAUUCAUUCAUUCAUUAUGUUGUGCCUUUUUCAAGAGGAGGUGAUGUGUCUGUGUGUCAUGACCGACACACAAAGCGCGUUCCACAAACCCUCAGAAGUGAUAUUCUUUUUGUAACGUUGUUACAUAGUUUUGGUCGUGUUUACAGAAAAGUGGGCCAGGAUUUAUUGAAAACAUUUAGUCUCUGCCUCACAGAGCAACGAUACGCUUUCUGUACAUCAGCCGUAUUCAGAUUGUUGUUUACUGACUAUUUACAAUAAUUUAUUUAAUAUAAAAUCUGAUACGUCACUUUGAUUCCGUACUGACUUUGUGUUGGUGUGAUUGUGUGUGUCUACACCUCCUGGUUACUGAAAGCCGUUACAUGAUACAAACUCUGAGGCUUGUUGUUGCGUGUAGCGGUUCAAAUGUUAAACAUGUAACCCGUUACAUGCUACGUUUCCCCUCUCGGCCCCUGGAAGCCUUUUGAUACCUGUAAGAUAUGUACGAUGCAAAUAAUACAUUCCUGCAGUAAAAAUGCAGUAUUCUAAAGCUUUUCAGAUGUGUUGUAUUUAAAAGCAUAUUUUACUUCCAAUUAAAAAAAAGUAUUUUGUCAACCUGUGUGUGUUCUCUGCAGUGCCACGAGGAGGCAGCACAGCACCAGCGAUGAGGCCUCUCACGCUGCCACAAAGCACAACUUUGCUUUAAUGCAGCGUUUAAUUACAGUGGGUAGAAAAAUACAUUUAUUUAUGUGUUUAUUUUAACACUUUGUCUGUUUGCUGUAGAUGUUUCCUAAAUUCAUUAUAUGAAAAAAAAUAAUUAAACUUUUCAUGAAAGUUGCCGCAUCAACUGAGGAAGUGAUGAUUUCUAUGUAUUUUAUUUUUUUCAUUAAUUUACCUGUAGUUUCACAUUGAUAAUUUGACCAAAUUCAUCUUUAAAGGCCAACAUGAGUGUCUGAUCCAAUAAUCCUCACUUCACCAGCUUUUUAGAUAAACCAAAUGUUUCAUCCAUCUGCAUAUUCUGAUGGGUUUUAAAGAAUUGCAUUGUCAAUAGUGUGAUUUAGACUUUUUAAUCCAAAUAUCAUGGUGAAAAUAUAUUUCCUUUUAAUGAAUGUUGACAGUAUUUUCUGAUUCAUGCAGUGGUCCUGUAUAUGUGUAAAUAUGCAAACUAGUCAUAUUUAAUAACAUCUGGCCUCAUUGUUU
Pungitius pungitius (ninespine stickleback) is the source of this 4682-nucleotide messenger RNA. RefSeq names its product solute carrier family 17 member 9b (gene slc17a9b). Gene Ontology annotation, biological process: transmembrane transport. NCBI's taxonomy places the organism in Eukaryota, Metazoa, Chordata, Actinopteri, Perciformes, Gasterosteidae. The coding region runs from base 1333 to 2736 and encodes 467 amino acids. Gene Ontology annotation, molecular function: transmembrane transporter activity. Gene Ontology annotation, cellular component: membrane. The record is from RefSeq and is a predicted model, not a curated record. The transcript has 13 exons.